Molecule: messenger RNA, 980 nt
Organism: Vigna unguiculata (cowpea)
Lineage: Eukaryota; Viridiplantae; Streptophyta; Magnoliopsida; Fabales; Fabaceae
Source: RefSeq, a predicted model, not a curated record
AUUUCUUCUUCUAAUUAAUUAAUAGUUCACAUCACAUUGGGAUUGGCUUUUCCAUUUUUUUCCUCCAUCAUCGUUAUUCUUCUUCUUCUUCAUCUUCUUCAUCUUCUUCCCUUUCUUCUGAAUUCAGCCAAAACAUGAAUAUAAAUGCUCACAAGGAGGAAAAAGCAUGCUGCUAUUUCCACCCAAAACAAGUAGUUGUUGGUGUGUGCCCCUUGUGCUUGAAUGAGAGGCUCCUCAUACUGGCCGCAAAACAAUACCAUCACCACCGUCAUCAUCACCAUCACAGGCUUCAAAGUUCCACUCAGAGGAAGCCUUCAGCUUCUAUUCACAAGAUCUUUGCUUUUGGUUCUCUCUUCACUCGCCACCAAUUCAAAUCUCACCACUACUAUGAUCAAGAUGAUGCCUCUCCCAGCCCAGAAGAAUCGUUCAUCUCAAUGAAGUUUGAAGAAAAUGGUGUGGCUUCAUGGGAAAAGAGCACUCUCUCUAACAUGUCUAAUAAAGUAUGUGUAGAGGGCAAGGUCCUAGAGAAAGAGGAAAAGGAGAACAAGAGUGUGAUAGAGCAUGGAAAGUCAAAUAACGCGUUUAGAUGGAGAAAGCGUAUGGGCCGUUUGGUCCAUUUCAUCCAAUGGAAGAGGUCCAACAAGGGUGGUGUGGGCCAUGUUGGUAGCAAGGUUGAAGGAGUGAAGGUUAGAAAGGGUUGGAUGAGAUCAUUGACAAAGAGGAAGACCGCGGAAUAAAGGGGUAAAAGGAAAGUGACAUGUACCAACAACACUUGCUUCUCUUUUUUUUCUCUCUCUCUCUCUUUUUGUGGUUACUACUUACUACUACUAAGUGUGGAUGAGAAUUUUUUUACAAUAAUAUAAUACCACUACUAAGAAGAAGUAGGUAGAGUCAAAGAUAGGUUUGUUGAUUGAUCUCUUGAAAAUGUGCUUUAGAUACAUGAAAGUUAAAAAAAGUGAGUAAUUUGCAUGCUUUGAGGA